UUUAUGAAUCGUUACCGUGAUACUUAUACAUGUCCCCUGCUUCUGAAGCUCUUGCAUUGCCUUUGAUUCCAAACAGUAGCAAAACAGUGGUCCAUGCUGCUGACACCAAGACUUUCUUCCCCCUGUGUGAACGGAAUAGAUGGGGUCAUAUAGUAUAGUGUGGCAUCCAAGUCAACUGCUCUCUGGAUGACCAGACAAUUUCUUCUAACAACUUUGGCCGGUCUGCACCUGUAUUUCAGUGGCUCAUUGAAUGUGCAUUAUUGUACAGAUUAUCAGCAGAUGCCUUUUAGGUGACGUCUAGUUCUGGGGCACUUGCCAGGUCCGUGACUAACAAAGAACCAGAGCUGCAUAGCGUUAGUGAAUCUCUAUCUUCCUCUCCUGUUCUUGUCUGGAGACCUAAUCCCAUUGCUAGAUAUUGAUUUCAGUACUUGUUAGACCAUGUACAGUCAGCAUGGGCAAUUUGGGCAGCCGGACAAGGGCUAUAGUUUUCUAUGGCUAGCCAGAUGGAUUGCUUAUCGCAGAAUCUAGCCAGUCGUAGUCCAACUUUUUUUUUCAGAUUAGCCUUGUGACUACUCUACCCAAACACGGAAACGCCAGAUUGGCUGGACAUCGUUGUUCUUGUAAAUCUGAUUUCAUUGCUGGUAACCAACAGAAGGUGGCUGAUUUUUAUUCCCAUGCCAGUAGUACUUUUGUUAUUUAUUCUUCACAUUGCACAGCUGUCACUUAGCAGUGCAUCAGAGGUUUUGAAUAGUACUAGAGGCCAAGCAGCACAAUGCACACGACACAUCGUCCAAGACGCGGUUUCUCCGUAGUAAGAACUAAGAGACAGGGUUGCCCCAGUGUAUUUCAAGGUUUCAGGCGCUAAAAACACAGUGCUGCAGCGUACUUCUAGAAGGUCUCAAACUUGGGAGAGGAGAUCCUUGCUCUCCAAGUAAACUGCCCCCCACCCCCACUCUUGCGAGAAAUUUGCUGUUUUGCCACUCUCAAAUUUGGCUGCUUGUUAUUAUGCCAUCCCGUGUCUAUGACUGGUGGGACCAUCUGUGUCUAUGAUUUAUGGAUUCGAUGGCAUAAUGACGAAGCCCACAAAUGAUAAUGGCAAAAUUGCCAAUGGCUCCACUCUUGCUCGGCUCUCAUCUGGACCAUCCCAUCUGCUCUGCCUGCAGCUAUAAAACGGCGGAGCUCUCGCCCGCUCCCCGUCACUCACCCACUCUGACAUUAGACACAACACAGCCCACACGGCUCUCCAGUCCCCAGAUUCCCGCGCCUUCCUGAGCAAGAAGACACCCGCGGCGACGAUGGAGCGGCUGCCGCCGCACCAGGAGAAGGCGGCGAGGCGGACCCUUCCUCGGCGCGGGCAGAUCAAGGCGGGCAUCUUCGCGAGCCUGUUCCGGUGCAUCGUCGCCCCCGAGGCACCCGCGCGCAAGGAAGGCGGCACGAACAAAGAUGGCAGCAGCAGCCACCACCGCGGCUGCAAGAACAAAGAUGGCGGCAGCCACCGCCGCGUCUCCCCCGGUGGCUGAUGCGGUUCGAAGGAGUCAAGGUAUAAAUAACAGGGAGAGUUGACGAUGUGGGGGUUGCGAUGAUCCCCGUUGUGAAACGCUGCAGCCUGCGGCGCCGGUCGUUGAACUCGCGGAGCGGAGGAGGGUCUUCGGGGGGUGGUAUCGGGUUAGCUGAAUCUGUAUAAUGGUAUGGGGUUCAGAGUUCAGACAGGGUCAGGGCAGUGAAUUGUCUGGACUUUCUGUGGUCGGAUGGGGUCUCUGAACUCCGGCUUCAGCUGGAGUGCUAUGUAAAUAUGUAAUGCACGCUCUUGUCUGUGUUCUUUAGCGGCAACUUCAGUGCCUUAGCCCUUUGGUGUUUCCUUUCCAGGUCACCACUGUCUUGUGGAUAUUAUUGCUCUUGUUGGUUAAUGAAUCUUCUCAGUGUUCUUACUUC
This is a messenger RNA of Zea mays, 1932 nucleotides long. RefSeq lists its product as uncharacterized. The transcript has a single exon. The record is from RefSeq and is a predicted model, not a curated record. Lineage: Eukaryota; Viridiplantae; Streptophyta; Magnoliopsida; Poales; Poaceae. Bases 1296 to 1520 code for a protein of 74 amino acids.